UUUUUACUUUUUCAAUGAAUAAAGAAUAAAUGAAUUACACAUCAAACUAGGUAAUUACGUAUGAUAAUAUGUACUGUAUUUUUAUUAAUUAAGCAACGAGCAAGGAUACUACGGACGGCACAGGGAAAGAAACGGAUUAAAUUUAAAAUGCAACACGGAAGAAUUGAAGUGACGGUCAAGAUGGACGCCAAAUGUGGAAAAAUGCAAUUAGGCACAAUAUUUUAACAUCACUAAGUUAGUUUUAGCGUUAUUUAUCAUUUAAAUGACGUACGUUGCUGUCAAGCUUGUUAAAAUGUUUUCUUUCCCGUAAACUAAAGAUUAGUAAAGUUACUGACAGAAACUGGGAGGCAGCAAAACCCAAGCUUUUCUAAAACCAUCAUGGAACUGUCGAAAAAAGAAAGUGUCCCUGGUAAUAUUAAAACAACACCUCCUGAAGAAGUGGGUUCAAAAGACGACUUGUCUCCAUGUGUCCCCGGACAGACCAAAACCUCCACCGCCAGAGAUUUAACCAAGGAGGAGCUGGACAGACUCAGCGGUGAGCGGGCUCUAGUGUCUGACUUUAAACAGAUGAAGUUAGAGAAAGAAGCUCAGAAAAACUGGGACUUGUUUUACAAAAGAAACACGACAAAUUUCUUCAAGGACAGACACUGGACCACCAGAGAAUUUGAAGAGCUCAAGGCAUGCAGAGAGUUUGAUUCCCAGAAGCUGGUGCUGCUGGAGGCCGGCUGCGGUGUAGGGAACUGUAUCUUCCCUCUGCUGGAGGAUGACCUCAACAUCUUUGUUUAUGCCUGUGACUUCUCAGCACGAGCUGUUGAAUUUGUCAAACAAAACCCUCUGUACUGCCCUGAGCGCUGCUGUGCCUUCCAGUGUGAUUUAACUAAAGAUGAUCUGAGGGAAAAUGUGCCUGAGUGCAGCGUGGACGUAGUCACUCUCAUCUUUGUCCUGUCGGCCGUCCACCCUGACAAGAUGAAGCUGGCUUUGCAGAACAUCAGCAGGGUGCUGAAGCCCGGAGGCAUCGUCCUGUUUAGGGAUUACGGCCUGUAUGACCACGCCAUGCUCAGAUUUAAAGCUGGCAGCAAGCUGGGGGAAAACUUCUACGUCCGCCAAGAUGGCACCAGGUCCUACUUCUUCUCUAAAGAGUUGCUGGCUGAGCUGUUUGCAGACACGGGCCUCCAAUCUGUUGCUAAUGACUACGUCUUGAGAGAGACGGUCAACAAAAAGGAGGGGCUAUGUGUUCCCAGAGUGUUCCUGCAGAGCAAAUUCAUUAAGCCUGGCCAGUCAUAGAGCACUGAUGUCACUUGGCCUGUGUCUGCCCUUUCUUAAAUCUCCAAAAGGUGCCGGGAAACAUGAGACUGAAAUGUCCACAUGGAAUUGGAUGGCAAAAAAACAUGAGGGUGAUACAAGUGGAUCAGGUAGAACUGUGCCUCCUCCCACUAAUCGACUGCGGUCUUUUGCCCUUUUGGCUCACUGACACAUCACAGCAUGAGGUGCCUGUACUGGGGAUCUUACAUGUGGAACUAUUUGAACCUGAGGCACAAAAAUGCCAACAUGACAUGAAUGUUCAGCAAAGCCCUGUUGUCUCUGUGAACAGUAUUGAGUGGUUCAGGUAAGUUUAAACUCCUUUUCACUGCCUUCGUGAAACUUUGAUCAGCCUGUACGAUCACCAUGUGAGCUUUAUCAGUUUCUCUGUGAGCUGCCAAACCUUUUAUCUAUUAUGAUUUGCCUCUGGUAUAAUUUCCUCUACCAUGUAUUUCCCCUGAUAUUAAGAUAAUGUGAUCAUUUUUGUACAUUGUGAGUACUUGUAAUUUUCUGUGAAUUUAUUGUAAUGCUUUUCUCCAUUUUCUUUGCCUAUAUCUACUGACAAAGAAAAAACAAUUUCAACUGCACCAUCAAAUUUCAAACUUCGUCUAAGUGUUUACAGUAUUGCAUCCUGAUUAUGGUCUGAAUAAUGUAAAAUAAUUUAUGCUGCAACCCACAUCAACAUUGUGACUUUUUCAAAAAUAAACAAAUCAAGAUUUUAGGUGGUUUUCAAGUGUCUUAGUGUCUGUAUAGAAACAGACAGAAAACAUGGGGAUGUAGAGGGUUAUGACAUGCAGCAACAGUCCCCAGCCAGAAUCAACAGGAGGCGUUGUGGCCAUUAGCCUAGGACUUCCCCACAUGGUGCAGUUUUACAGUAUAUAAAAAUGUCACGCUUCCGCGCUGGUUCAUUGUUAAGUAUCAGCUGAUAAUAUUUUGCAGAUGUAUUAGCAAUAGCAGUAUUUACUGAUUUAAGAGGGAAUGUAUUCAGUCGAGAUGACAAUGACACAAUCCCUAAAUGUUUCAUCUUCUCUGAUUUUACAGUGCACUGUCAGUAAGUUACAGUGUAGAAGAACCGAAACAUUAACCUCAGUGUGAUACAGCGUCCACAAAAAGUGACAUUGGUUUCAAAGUGCAUGCAAGCUUAGGUUAGCUUGCAAGACAAUGCACACAGUGCAUCCAUAUUAACCCCUAGAUUUCCUGUUGUCAGUCCCCAUCCAUAACUCAUGAUAGUUAUUCACAAGCUUCUUGUACAGUCUGUGGGAAACACAAGAGGCUCAUAGCAGAGCCAUGAAACAGUAUCAGACCUGUACCCCGAAUAUUCUCGUAAUCAAAUUAUUUUCUUUGUAAAGUAUUACUUGGACAUUUUCUGUCAGCUUGUAUAGGAAGACAUUUUAUUCCAUAACUAUUUGUCAGAUAUACUUACAUUACCAAAAUAUGCAUUGAUGUCCAUUUUAAAGAUGAUUAUGUAUUUACUCUAUAUCUUCUGCUCCCCUCCGGCAGAAGAUAUAGAGUUCCACUGUGCAAACUAAACCGGUAUAAAAAUUAUUUUGUUCCUGUGUCUACACGUAUGUUGAAUAACAGUCUAUCUUAUUAAUUUUAAAUUUGUAAAUUAAUUGUCUUUCUUCUUUUUAUACUUGUAUAUUGUAUAUUCUAUGUACAUGCAGCAACCAUGCAGUCCAAAACAAAUUUCCUUUCGAGGACAAUAAAGUAUACUACUACUACUA
Messenger RNA from Micropterus dolomieu (smallmouth bass), 3023 nucleotides. It is a transcript of the gene mettl6, whose product is annotated as methyltransferase 6, methylcytidine. The record is from RefSeq and is a predicted model, not a curated record. The transcript has 5 exons. Bases 379 to 1284 code for a protein of 301 amino acids. NCBI's taxonomy places the organism in Eukaryota, Metazoa, Chordata, Actinopteri, Centrarchiformes, Centrarchidae.